Molecule: messenger RNA, 827 nt
Organism: Macadamia integrifolia
Lineage: Eukaryota; Viridiplantae; Streptophyta; Magnoliopsida; Proteales; Proteaceae
Product: probable calcium-binding protein CML41
Exons: 1
Coding region: 62-577 (171 amino acids)
Molecular function (GO): calcium ion binding; enzyme regulator activity
Source: RefSeq, a predicted model, not a curated record
GCAACGAGCAACAAGCAACAAACACUACCCACUACCCAACCCGUCCUUCGAUCCUGCUCUAAUGGCAACUGCUGUUCUUUCCAAGCAAACCUUAUCCAAAUGGUUCUCCAACAAGAGCUUCGUGCUAAGCGCCCAUCGCCUUCAUCAUCAUUCGAAACAGGAAUCAAACGAUGAACUCCAACAAAUAUUUCGUCGCUUGGACACUAAUGGGAACGGAAAGAUCGAAGGCUUUGAACUCAGAUCCUACUUUGCCUCCAUAAGGGAGUUCAUGUCACCUAAGGAGGCUCAAGGUGUGAUCAAUGAACUGGAUGCAGCAGGUGGUGACAAUUUGAUGCUCGACUUUGACGAUUUUGAGAAGUUGAUGGAACGUGAAGGUGGUAAUGAUGAUCUGAAAAGAGGUUUUGAUAUGUUCAUAAUGAAGGGUUGUGGGUCCAUUACAACAGAGGGCUUGCAGAGGAUCUUCAGUUGCCUUGGAAACAAAUUGUCCAAUGAAGAGUGCAAGAGCAUCAUACAGGCAUUCGACCUCAAUGGCGACGGUGUGAUUGAUUUCUCUGAGUUCCAGCAGCUGAUGGCUUAAUCAUAGCAAUGUGUGCAUCUGCUCUAAGCGUGUGUUUUAGCACAUGCAAAUAAGUUUAAGAACAUAAUAAAAAUAAUGGCCUUAUUUUCCACUGUUUGGUUAAGAAGGUGUAAGACAAGUGGGUGUCAUAAUAAUUAUGAGCAGGUUUGCUAUGUAUUGAGUAUGAAGUUCAAGCUCGAUCGUUUGGUAAUGUUUGUUAUCUCUAAAUGUGGCAAUUUUCUUUUCAAUUUGAGAGGAUAAAUUAGAUGGG